CCCAUGGAGCACCAGUCCAUCAUCGCCCAGGUCAGCAGGGAGGAGGGGAGCGCCCCGCUUCAGGAGAAAGGUACCCAAACCCCUGCCAAGAAGCCUCGGAGCCGCAGCAUUCUCCAGUCCCUCUUCUGCUGCCUGUGCCGCGAUGAGGGAGAGCCCUGCACCGGCACCACCGGCGCGCCGCUCCUCGUGGAGGAGAACGGGGCCCUGCCCAAGGCUGCUGUCAAGCACCUGCUGCCCGAGAUCAAGCCGCAGGACGCCAGCAAGCUCUGCGUAGUCAUCGACCUGGAUGAGACCCUGGUGCACAGCUCUUUCAAGCCAGUGAACAACGCCGACUUCAUCAUUCCCGUGGAAAUCGAUGGCAUCAUGCACCAGGUGUACGUGCUCAAGCGGCCGCAUGUGGACGAGUUCCUGCAGCGCAUGGGCGAGCUCUUUGAGUGCGUGCUCUUCACUGCCAGCCUGGCCAAGUAUGCAGACCCCGUGGCUGAUCUGCUGGAUAAAUGGGGGGCUUUCCGGGCACGGCUUUUCCGGGAAUCCUGUGUUUUCCAUCGCGGCAACUACGUGAAGGACCUGAGCCGCCUGGGCCGCGACCUGCGCCGCAUCAUCAUCGUGGACAACUCGCCCGCAUCCUACAUCUUCCACCCGGACAAUGCUGUGCCCGUGGCCUCCUGGUUUGAUAACAUGGCAGACACGGAGCUGCUGGACCUGCUGCCCUUCUUCGAGAGGCUCAGCAAGGUGGAGGACGUGUACGCAGUGCUCAAGAAGCAGCGGACUAACAGCUAAUGGCCCCCCCACGCUCCGGGUGCUGCCAAGGGCACCGCGGGGGAGCCAGUGCCUUGUUCUGGGGGAGGGAGGGUCCCGGUGUGCCCCCAUCAUCCUCCCCAGCCCCGGCGCGUGCGAUGCCCUCCGUGCCUGUGGCUGGUGGGAGAUGUGGGUGCCUCCCUUCUCAGAGGAGGGGGGCCAUGGGUGACCCACCGCCUUGCUGUGCUGAGGACCUGUUGGGGGGUCCCAUCCUCCCCCACUGUCCAGCUCCUGCCCCUUUCCCCCCCAGCCUGUGUCCCCCCUCCACGAAACGGUUCUCAGGUCCUUUUCCCCUCUGUCCCCCGACUGGGGAGGGGGGUGGGGUCAGCAGCUGCUGCUUUCCACUGCCUUUGGGAGGACUGGAUCCCUCCAUCCCGACUGCCUGCUGGGAGGCUGGCGGCCCUUGGCCCCUGUCUGCCGAGGCUACAGGACAGUAACACCUUGUCACCCUCCGAAAACGCAGGGAGUCUUACUGCCCUUGGUGCAUAGGGCUGCCACCAAACCC
This is a messenger RNA of Melozone crissalis (California towhee), 1303 nucleotides long. RefSeq names its product CTD small phosphatase 1 (gene CTDSP1). Bases 4 to 780 code for a protein of 258 amino acids. The transcript is spliced from 7 exons. The record is from RefSeq and is a predicted model, not a curated record. Gene Ontology annotation, molecular function: RNA polymerase II CTD heptapeptide repeat phosphatase activity. Lineage: Eukaryota; Metazoa; Chordata; Aves; Passeriformes; Passerellidae.